Molecule: messenger RNA, 4214 nt
Organism: Astyanax mexicanus (Mexican tetra)
Lineage: Eukaryota; Metazoa; Chordata; Actinopteri; Characiformes; Acestrorhamphidae
Gene: fgf18a
Product: fibroblast growth factor 18a
Exons: 5
Coding region: 2245-2868 (207 amino acids)
Biological process (GO): positive regulation of protein phosphorylation; regulation of cell migration; fibroblast growth factor receptor signaling pathway
Cellular component (GO): cytoplasm
Molecular function (GO): growth factor activity; type 2 fibroblast growth factor receptor binding; type 1 fibroblast growth factor receptor binding
Source: RefSeq, a predicted model, not a curated record
AAAUAAAGACAGAGAUAGAGAGAAAUAGAGAGAGGUUAAAGAUAGAACGAGAAUAAGAGAAAAAGAGAUAACAUGAUAAAGAGAGAUCAAAAGUGAAAGAGAGAGAGAUAGAGAGAGACAAAAAAGAAAGAGAGAGAGAAAGAGAUACCAAUGUCUCACUGGCUGACUAUUGGGAUGAAGAGAGAAAGCAAAAAAGAAGGGAAGAAAGAGAAAGAGAUAGAGAGACUCAUAUUCAACUAAAAGAGAGAAAUAAAGACACAUAUAGAGAGAAAGGUGGAAGAAACAAGGAGAAUGAGAGAAAGAGAGAAAGAGAACAUGAUAAAGAGAGAGAGAGUUUAAAAGGGGAAAGGAGAGGGAGAGAGACAAAGAAACAGAGAGAGAGAGAGUAAGGGGGUGAAGGAGAGUAGACUGAUCUGCCGCUGCUCAAGUGUGUGAGUGUGUGUGUGCGUAUGUGUGUUUUCCUGAAGUAAGAUUUGUGCUCUCGCCUCCUCAUCAGCGCGCGCGCAAAGAGGAAGGGCUGCGGGGGGAAGGCUCCACUCGCAGUGCGCGCGGCGCGCGGAGGACGGUCUGAUCUGCUCUCCCCUCCCGUUUGCGAGCUCGCGCCCUGUCGUUUUCGGUUGUGCGCGUACACGGAGAAGGAAGGACUAGUGGAAGCGGCUGGACGCGGCGCUCAGGACGCGCGGACUGGCACCUAAAGCGUGCGCGCAACAGAGAACAAGAAGAGGGGAAAAAGAGGAGAGAGAGGGGAAAAAGAGGAGAGAGAGAAAGAGAGGGAGAGAGAGAGAGAAGAGAGGAGAGUGUGUGUUUGCGUGUGUGAGUAAGUUAGUAAGUGAGUAAGUGAGUAAGUUAGUAAGUUAGUAAGUGAGUAAGUGAAAGAGAGAGAGAGAGAGAGAGAGAGAGAGGAGGGUAUCCUGACUUUUGCCUGCAGCUGCUCUGCACUUCAGCUCGGUGCUCGAGAAAGGAGGGAGUUGUAAACUUUCUCUAUAAAAGAAAAAGCAUUAUAAGAAUAAAUCAAAGGCUAGGAGUGCGUUUUACCCCCUCCACUUUCAAACCGUUUCGCACUGAUGUCAUCGCGCUGGCGUUUGACUGCGGGAGAAGCGCGGUGAACGCCGGGAAAUCAGGUGCAGGGGAGCCGCGGGGUGGCCGGUGAAUAGCCACUGGGUCAAAGCUGCUCUCUCCUCCUCCUCCUCCUCCUCCUUCUUCUUCAUCUUCUCUUUUACCCCCUCCCCUCCUCAACUCUACAGUGCUUUCCUGCCCUGCAAAGUAAUCUUCCCUCCGUCACUCGCAGCCAUGCGCGACACGGUCUUCCUUCUUUCCUCCCUCGGGAAUACGGGGGAAGAUACAAUGAUCAUCACCAGCAACAUCAUCGUCAUCAUCAGCAGCGGCAACCCUAAAACUGGACCCUGGACAACCUGUUUCCCAUGGGACGCACGACUGUGAGCGCACAGCUCCAACGACUGGACUGAACCAAACGCACGGAACUCGUUUGGAGUAUCUUAUACACUUGGUGUAAAGAUAAAAAAACUCCAAACAGGGACAGCAGCAGCAGCAAACUUCACACGGGACAUGGACAACAACAGUUGGAGGACAUACAUAAGGUUGUGAACGCACAGCCCCAACCAGAACCUGACCGUUUCGUGCUCGGAGUUGGCUGCAAAAAAAAGAGUCAUUUUUGGUCUUUUUGGCCACUGCAGCCAAGCUUGGCCGGAGGUGGCGCGGAGCUGCUGGGUGUAAUCGGGGCUCGAACUCCGCUUCACCUGUUCCCCACUCCCUGGAGAGCACAGCUGUUAUGCCCUAAAGCCACCCCCUCCUCACACCGCCACCAACCUCCCCCUACUACCCCACCCCUCCUCUCCUCUUCCCUUCCCCUCUCUUCUCUUCCCACCACCACUCCUCCUCCCCCUCUUCUUCCCCCUCGCGCUCCCGCUGCCCCGCCCCUACCCGUUUACCGAGCGCAGCCGCCGUCCCGUCGCUCCCGGUGGCACACUGCGCCGCGCGCUCCUCGAUUCCUCAACCCACCAGCACACAGGACACACACCUCCUCCUGAGGCUAUGUACGCCGCCGGCAGCAGGCGGGAGCCUCCGCUGACCUCGUGACCUCGUGGCCAUCCCAUCCCAUCAUAUUCCAUCCCGUCUGGCCAUCGGAUCGGCACGUCAAGACGUAAGCUGGGGAAGCUGAGCUGAAGCAACCUCCUUUUCCAUAAAAAGGCGCACGGAGCGAGCGGGACGCAGAGGCAGGGAGCGAUGUGGUCCUUUCUCUCCACGCUGGCUGUCUUGUGUAUCCAGAUGAUGCUGGUGAUGUGCAAUCCUCUGCAGGUGUUCGGAGCUGAUGGUGUGAACUUCAGCAUGCAUGUAGAGAAUCAGACUCGCGCACGAGACGCCAUGAGCCGGAGACAGCCCCGAGUCUACCAGCUCUACAGCCGGACCAGCUGCAAACACGUCCAGGUGCUGGGCCGCAAGAUAAGCGCCCGUGGAGAGGAUGGUGACAUAUUCGCCCAGCUUGUAGUGGAGGCGGACACCUUUGGCAGCCAGGUGCGAAUCAGGGGGAAGGAAACCAACUACUACCUGUGCAUGAACCGCAGGGGGAAACUCGUAGGCAAGGCCAGCAAUCGUAGUCAAGACUGUGUCUUCGUGGAGAUGGUGUUGGAGAACAACUACACAGCACUAAUGUCAGCACGAUACAACGGCUGGUAUGUUGGCUUUACCAAAAGGGGCCGCCCCCGACGUGGUCCACAUACGCUUCUUAACCAGCAAGACGUUCACUUUAUGAAGCGUUCGCCUCCGGGAGAGCAGCCGGACCACACGCCCUUCCGCUUCACCACCGUCAGCAAGAGGAGCAAAAGAGUGCGUGCUGCACGACCGCGUUAGCCUACGCUAAAUUCCACUGUCCCUCUAUGGGACCCUGCUAAAUACUGAAAUCAGGGCCUACUAACAAAAGACAUUCCUAGACUGCAGCCCUGUUAAUGGGACCAUGCUAAUGCCAACUACAGGACCUGGUGCGGAUGGAACGUUGGAAAGUCAGACUCCUUUUGACUGGCUAAAGGACAAUGCAAAGUGUGGAUGGCUUUCCGUUUUGAAGGGUCAGCCGUAUUGUACUGUAGCAUCCUUCAGUAAACAGGAUCUAAACUGGACCUGCUAGCGUACCAAAAACACUUGCUACUCCCCACCAGAGCCUUGACUUGGCCUGGUGUUGACAUACUAAACCAAGCCCAAACCGAAAAGCUCGGUGGAACUUAAUGCAAUGACAAGCUCUAGCCAUUUACCAUGGCAUAAGGAAGCAAAAACAAACAAAGGUAAACUAACAGCCCCCACUACAGUAUGGGGGGGAACACCGACCGAGUAGCCUACUAACCCAGCUAUCGCUUCCAGACGCUUUACGAGAGGGGUACUCUUUUCCACAGCAUAAUCUUUACUCAGGAUUCCCAGAGCAAGAUUCACCUGGAACUGGACUGACAUGGCUGGGAGACAAGUGAGAAAAGGUUUCUGGACUGAGUCAUUUCUAAAGGACUCGGAAGUGAAAAAGAGGAGAGGCUUCAAAUGAAAUCUCUCUUUUUUUGCUCUGCCUGCAAGCUAGUAUGAAUGUGUUGAAUGUGUGUGUGCAUGUGUGUCGUGUUUCAAAUUGCACCAAAGACCACAUUGGAUGCUACCACAGAUGACUGAGGAGUGCAUCUGUGUAGACGAACUUAGGAAAACAUAGCCUACCUAUGGCUGGAAGAACCUACUAAAACUGGAAUGUAAUAAAAAAAAUAAGAAACAUUGAGAAACUCCUUAAGAAAGCUGCACCAAAAAUGACCUAACAACCAAAGACAACUGGAGACCAAUGAUGAACAUGACAACCCCCCACAUCCUACAGCCUCUGAAGCCAUUACAGCCUGUCAGGAUAGAGCACCCAGCAGUGAGACAGAAAAAGGGGCGGGGUUGCUUUUGGAACGACACAAGGAGCAACGUUCCCGUUUGGGUUUCAAUCGGAAUGCUGCUAGUGGAAACUUCAACCAAAGUCACUUAUUAUUAAAAGGGAAGACAAACAUACAAUAAAUAAAACUAUAUAUAUAAAUAUAUGUAAAGAGCAAAGCUAAAUAAGCGAUAUUACUAUGACUGCUACUAUAAUUGUUGUUACUAUAAAGUUUAUUUCACUUAUUUAUUUCAUCUCUGUGUAUGGCAAUCUUUCUAAAGCCAGUAAACUCUACAGAAAUUGUCUGUGUUUUAAAACAACA